Messenger RNA from Penicillium odoratum, 1791 nucleotides. RefSeq names its product ferric reductase family protein. Gene Ontology annotation, cellular component: plasma membrane. NCBI's taxonomy places the organism in Eukaryota, Fungi, Ascomycota, Eurotiomycetes, Eurotiales, Aspergillaceae. Gene Ontology annotation, molecular function: ferric-chelate reductase activity. Bases 1 to 1791 code for a protein of 596 amino acids. Gene Ontology annotation, biological process: copper ion import; iron ion transport; intracellular iron ion homeostasis. The record is from RefSeq and is a predicted model, not a curated record. The transcript is spliced from 2 exons.
AUGCCUACUACGAAUGACCCCCUCUUCACCGGGGCUGUAUGCAUGAGUAUCACAGUGGUCGGGAAUACAACCUAUCUCCCACUUUCGGAUCCUUUUUGCAACACAGAGGCUUGCCUGGCUUUUGCCAAGGCUCAAAAGGCAUCUCAAAGUGCUAUCUCUUACGCCCAUCAGUUUGAUUACGGGCACUACACGACAUGGUACUACCUUGCUACUUUGGGUGUAGGAAUAGCUAUCCACAUUCUCCGUCUCUACAGAAAUCAAAGUUCUCAUCAGCCUCAAGGACCUCCCAACCAAAUUACCGCCACUGGCCACAAGGUCAUUGCUCUAUGCAGGGCUGUAUCCUAUAGGUCUGUGGGGGGCCUGACUGCAGCGCGAUGGGGGUUUCCAAAACUCGGCAUGUUGACCUUUGGAAUAUUCACCCUGGUAUUCUUCCUGCUGAUGACGUUUCUGGUACAUCCAUAUUAUCGGGAGCGUCGUGGAUACGGAUCGCCACCGCUCGCAGUACGCACAGGACUCAUGUCAACGGCGUUGAUACCUCUGAUUGUCGCGCUCUCGGGGAAGGUCAACAUAGUGACAUGGCUAACUGGAAUCAGCCAUGAGAAACUCAAUAUAUUCCACCGAUGGGCCUCUUAUCUGUGUCUAUUUCUUGCGAUCGUGCAUACCGUGCCAUUUAUCGUCACUCCGCUUCAAAAUUGUGGGGCUGCUGGCCUUCAUGCCCAGUUCUACAAACCAGGGGCCUUUGAAUAUACCGGAGUUCCCCCCCUAGGCAUGCUUGUGGGGCUUUGCGUGUUGUCAGUCCCGAUUAUCCGGCAUCGUUUCUAUAACUUUUUCUACCGAGUCCAUGUCCCCAUGUAUGUAGCCUUUUUGGGGCUCAUGUUUUGGCAUUCGGGAAAUGAAAUGGACUCAUGGGCAUACCUUUGGGCUACUCUGGCAAUCUGGUUAUUCCAGGUCAGUGGGCGGCUCUUUGCCAAGUGGCAGACUUUCAAUGUUCACCGAAGCUGGUUCUCAGGCUUUUCCACUAGCUUGCAGAAGCUCCCGGGAGAAAUGGUCCAUGUCACUCUCUUGGUUCCAAUAGGUCUCCGUUGGAAGCCAGGUCAGCAUUGUUGGCUCCGAAUGCCCCAUUUGUCGCCCCUCCAGAACCACCCCUUUACAAUUGCAAACCUUCCAAGUCAAGAGGUCCGGACGAAAUCCGACAUUCAAGUCAUGGAAUUCUACAUCCGGGCAUACAAUGGAUUGACUCGAAAUCUUUUACAGUCCGUAGUCGAUUAUAGUGACCGAUCUGUACCAAUGCAUGUCGACGGACCUUAUGGUGGGCUGAAUGAGAACCCGCCAGGUCAGUACGAGUCACUUGUCUUUGUGUGUGGCGGAAGUGGUAUAUCAGCCUGCAUGCCUCACAUAUUGUACGCAUUGAAAGCCAGUCACCAAGGGUCUGGUGUGGUGAAAAGCAUCCGUCUUGUGUGGAUGGUGCAAGAUCGGUUCCACAAAGAAUGGAUCACAAAUAUGCUCAAGGAAGCUUCAAGCCUUCCUGGUCUUCUUCACCUCGAUGUCUACAUUACGAGACCGACAAAAGCUGUUAUGAGUGUCUCUGGCACAGAAUUGGAGCUUGUUCUUCCACAAGCCAAAGAAAUGGUUUCUCGGACGGAAGAGUCAAUGAACGAUAUCAGCCCACAACCAGAGAAGACACCGGAAAUCUGGACUGUACGCCACACGCGGCCCUAUCUUCCUGAGAUUCUACCACCUCUCCUGACCGAGCGCAGGACUUUUGUAUUUGGUAAGGGAACCAUCCAAUAA